CAUAAUGGCUGCCCAAGCAGACAACACUUUGUCAUUGUCAGAAAAAAAUAAGAAAAGAGGUUGCAACUUUAGUGCAUAUGAGAGGGAAAUUCUCAUAACUGAAUAUGAAAAAGUAAAGGACAAAUUAAAUAACGCAAAGGUAUCACAAGAUGCGAAACAAAAGAUGUGGGAUUGUAUUGGAAGUGCUGUUUCACUUGCUGGAGUUGGGAUAAGAACAGGAAAAGAUGUGAGAAACAAAUUUCACAACUUGAACCGGGUUGCAAAGUCAACAGAAAUGCAACAAAGAAAGCAUUUGAAGGAAACAGGGGGUGGACCACCAUCUGAAAAACCGCCCGAGGAGGUGCUCCGCCUUAUUAACAUCAAUAAGGCAGACCCAGGCUUCAGUGGGAUUCGUGGUGGGCUAGAAACCACAAUUGCAGCAGAGAAGGAAUUAAAGGUCGAUGAGCUGCCAAAUGGUGAUGUGGUUAUUCAAGUCAUACCAGAAUCAGAUUCAGAAGCAGAGAGACGUGCAGUGUUCGAUUUGGACACGAUAGAAUUAGACAGAGGAAGCCAGUCCACCGGCAAGGAAUUCCAAAGUAGAAUGCAAUCCUCGAGUAAUCAGCAAGUGAAAAAAAUGAAAACAUCUCUGCAGGAAAAGGUGCAGACAGCUCAACUGGAAUGGUUCGAAGGACAAAAUAAAAAAGUUGAGCUGGAGAUGGAGCUUUUGAGGGAAAAGAUCGCAACGUCUAGGGAGAAAAGGAAGCUGUUUAAAGCUUUGCAGAUAGAGUUGAAGGGGAAGGAUGACAUGGACAUAAUUCCAUUAGUUUGUGACGAAUAGGGUAAGUGGAUCAGUUAACAGAAAUGCAUAGAACACGUAACAUAAACUUUACUUUGUUACAUCAAAACAACAACAUAGCACCAGCUGCAUGCUUCCUUCCAAUAGGAAAUGUUCCUAUCCAAAAUAGGCCUGCGCAAUAUGGUCACGGAUGGCAAAUCCAUUUUCACCACCAACAUAGGGUAUAACAGCCAAAACGAGUUAAGUCAUACAAUUUUUGCCAAAAAUUGUCCCAUGAUAUUUACAUAUUGCAAUUACAUCUUUACUUGUUAUGUUAUUUCUGUAACAUGU
Molecule: messenger RNA, 1105 nt
Organism: Mya arenaria
Lineage: Eukaryota; Metazoa; Mollusca; Bivalvia; Myida; Myidae
Exons: 5
Coding region: 5-817 (270 amino acids)
Cellular component (GO): nucleus
Source: RefSeq, a predicted model, not a curated record